CCCUCGGGUCGCUGCGUCGUUCCAUGCAGCCAACUGCACGUCGUCGAGUGGAAAGGAAGCGUGAAAGAAACCCGGUGGGAGUACCGAAGUGAUCGUUUGAUUUUUCACUGGGUGUGAAGUUGGUUUCGCGUGGUGUUUGUCGCGCCAGGAGUUCCGCGACGCGCGCCGUUUUCUUUUCUUUUACCACGUCGAAUGGCCCCGCGCGUCGGCGAAUAUGCUGUAGACGAGUAAUAUCUGUCGUUUAUCGUGAAUACUGGUGCGUCGUUGCUCGAAGUGCGUGGGAGGAAGAGCAGACCGAGAAACAGGAGGGAAUAUUGUUAGACCAGUGGUGAAUAAGUGUGGAUGUGAGUGACAACGGCCGCGAUUACAGAUCGCGUAUUCCUGAGUAUCCACGGACGAAUCAUCAGCCUAGCAAAAUGAUGGGGAAGAGAACGCAGUGUUACUUGUGCGAUCUGCCCAGGAUGCCCUGGGCCAUGAUCUUGGACUAUUCGGAGCCUGUGUGCCGCGGUUGUGUGAACUAUGAAGGCGCCGACAGAAUAGACUUGGUGCUAGAGUCCGCGAAGCAAAUGAAGAAGGCGCACGGCUUCCAAGAGGCCAGGUCUUCGACGUCCAAAGCGUACAGGACGACCGGGCACACGGAGCACAACGGUGGCACGAAUCUGGACGUCCUGCCGAUACAGAACACCGGCCAGAGCCACUCGAGGCAUCACAAUAUCGCCGGUUACUCGCAACUUCAUCACCGGAACUCGAUCACCGAGUUCAACUCCGGCACGUCGAGGCUGACUGCCGCCCGUCAGCACGAGGAAACCCACGAGAUCCAAAAUGGCAUUAGGAGUAACAACGUAAGACUGCCGAACGCCCACAUGGCCGCAGUCGCGCAUCACGUGAACCUCAGCCACACCAGGGGCAUCGCGCAGCUGAAACGCGGCAUAUCCACUAUCGACGAGGACGAGCACGCGGAGAAGAGGCUCUCCUUGGAGGAACAGCAUCCGGUCAGACCACCAUUGACCAGGGGUGAUUCCCUGCCAGCUGUGAGCCUGGCCGUCAGCUACGUUCAGGACAGAAGUAAGGAGAAACAUCCCGUGAGGGCACCCAGCUUCGACACCGCCACCACAUUUAAGUCCAACGUAGCAUAUGUCGGCCCCUCGAUCCCGCUGGCGCCGGCAAAUGUGGCGGCGAACGGAGGCGGCUCUCCGCUUCGUCCACGAACGAGCCCACCGCCACCGCCACCACCUGCCCAAGAAGGGUCCAACGAUAAUCCGCAAUCGAAUCACCACCAGGGUUCGACGAAUGGGCCAUCACCGAUGGCCGCGCUCAUGUCCGUCGCCGAUAAUCUGGCGUCGCCCGAGUCAGUGCCACAACCACCGAACAAUCCAAGCCCAACAAGCAGAAGCCCGCCAACUACCGCUACCAAUGCUCAACAACGCAGUGCCUCUAGAAGUUCGCAACACAGCCCUAACAGUUCAGGCGCGUCGGGUAGGAGGUCCACUGGAGGCUCAAGGCACGUGUCGUCCACGACCGUAACGACAUCGUCGGAGGGAGCUGUCGCCCAGGUCGCUGGCGCGGAACAAGUGUCAGCACCAAUUUUGAAAUGCACCCUAUGUCAGGAACGCCUCGAAGAUACGCACUUCGUUCAGUGCCCAAGUGUGCCACACCACAAAUUCUGCUUCCCGUGCAGCCGGGAGAGCAUAAAGAGACAGGGCGCCGGUUCAGAGGUUUACUGCCCGAGCGGAGAAAAGUGUCCACUGGCGAACAGCCAAGUGCCAUGGGCAUUCAUGCAAGGCGAGAUCGCCACCAUUUUGGGCGACGACACCACAGGCUCCGGCUUGAAGGUGAAGAAGGAGAGAGAAACUUAAAGAUUCUCGCAAAACGUUUAAUCGGGGCUCAAAUUUUGCACCCUCGCCAGACGAGGGUAUAAUCAUGGUGGAACCGUGAAGGUUCAACUGAAAUUCUACAAUUUUGGUAAUGGUGAUACAUGUUGGCGGAUUGUCGGCCAACAUAUCUCGACUCGAGCCAAAGACGUUGUCGGUGUUAAAUUGGAUUUUCACGAGCGUUGUCGGAACGCAUUGUUGGGGAAAGUGGACGAAUUUUCGUUUCCGGCGGGUCGUGGGUGCGCGCGUGCGCGUUUCACGAUCGCCGGUGUGGUUGGUCAGUUCACGGAAAAGGUAACGAUAAGUUUCGGUCGGAUCGAAUUUGUUCGAUCAAUUGUUUUUUGACUGGUCUUGAGAAGAAGUCUUUGGCAAUUUUUGCACGCUGGCGCCGGUCAUGCAUACACAGACAUACGUACACACGCAUACACACUUACACACUUACACACAUACACGCACAUACAGAUUUACACACGAAACAAGCAAGCGUUGUACAUACAGGAUGAUUACUGUAGAACGGUUAACCCCUUGCCGUACAAAUAUUGAGUCACACUCGUUUGAAACUUCUGAAACAGAAGUUACAAAAAUUAAAUGUCACUCAAUUAUCUUGGGUUCAAAUUAAAAUACCAUUUUUUCUGUUAUUAUUAUGUUUCGAAGUAAAGGCGGACACAGAUGAAUCGAGGAUGUUUCUUUGCUCGUUGAUCAAUCGUAAAGGACAAAACUAACCCAGCGAGCGCGGUUACAAAGGAUAAUUCAUAGGGCAAGGGGUUAAUGCGCGAGGAAUAAAAUGAAAGACGCACGUGGUUUUUUGGUCAAUUCUGUACGAAUAAUCUUAAAGAUACGUCGCGGAGAAAGAGAUUAAGUGUCCAGUUUGGGUUUGUACUUAGGCUCAGCGGCAGCCUUUAUUGUUUGUCGUAUCGCGAACGCAUUCGCGAUUCAUUUUUCAUACUUUCUGUUUUCUUUUUUCGAAGUACAGCAACGUACCGCCAAGUGGAGACUUCCCGCGGCACACGGACGUAGGUGUCGCGCGGCGAGUAACACGUUACACGAACCACGUACACGCGUACCACAUGUACACGUAUACACGUGACGCGAUUUACCGUGAAACAAUUGAACGGUUGUGUAUUGUACUUUAUUUUUUAAAUGACACUGAUAUUUGCGAUUAACCGAAGCCUAACGCGUUCGGUGGUUGGAGCCGAUCGGCAGGAGAUUCCGAUCGGUUCGGUCCUUUUCUAAUCUUUUAUUUGUAUACUCUUUCUACUGUUACACUCUCGUGUUGUAUCAUAAAAGAAAGGAAAAAGCAUUGCGGACAUAUUUAGACCCUGCGUACGGGUUUUUUCUUGUACAUUGUGUAUAUGUGUACAUACCACAUUAUUAAUAAAACUUAUGACUAAAGGAGUAACCAUUUUUAAAUGUACAAAAGGAAAAAACUUACAUUCGUUUUUGCGUGUUCUCUAUUAUCGAUUUAAAUUAUUUCUUUUCUAUUUUUUUUCCUUUCGUUCUUCUCUCAUUAAUUUCUUUUUCGCUCUAUAUCUCGUUUCGAGCAAUUCGAAUUUAAGGGAACCGUACGUCUAGAGAGAUCGUCUCUUCGUAUUUGACUUUAUCUCUUCUUCCUUUUUUUUUGUUUUUCGUUCCGUUUCAUUCUCAUUUCGCGAAAGACGCUCGAACGCGUAUAUUUACCGUCUUUUUCAGUUUCGAUCGUUAUCCUCUCGAGGACUCUUGUACACACACUGUUUCGUAAGUCGCAUCACUUGCCGCGAAACUCGUCCGGGUAUUUCGAGGAGCAUUCGGCGAAGCAUCGGGGGAGCUUUGGGGAGGACGGGUGGUCGGGCGAGCAUCGUUUCUUAAUCCAGUCACGCUCGAAGGAAGCAAAACUAAAAGGGGGAAAGAAAAACAAAAUGAAGAAAAAUGAAAAAUAAAAAAACGGAACGAUUAUCCGAUCGUGUAACGUCCACUUUCGCCUUUAGUUUAAUCGCUAGACUUUAAGUGCGAGGGCCUUUUGGUUUUUCAUUUUGCCGAUGAAAAAGGAAAGAAGUACGCCCGUCAAAUAGGAACCAUACACUCGCUAUGUUUAAAAUGGAAAAAAUGAGUAAAAGAGAAAAAGCGUUUAAAGGGAAGACGAAAACGAAGAUGGUACGAACCGACGAGGAAGAAAAGAGAAGGAUAAUGGAAAAAAUGCAGAAAGACGCGUACACGGUUCUCGCUCGCGUUCGGGGAAUCCCCGACGCGUUCAACGGACGCGCGGGGAUCGUCUCGUACGCCGGCGGUUCUUUUUUGUAAAUAAAUAUAUAUUUGUACAAAACGGGGGAAAAGAAAGGAAGACGAAUCGGCACACGAUGAUGAUGGAGGAGCGGCGAUCGAUGAGAAGGGGGAGGAUGAAAAUAAUAACGUUUGCGGGACCGUAUCGCGAUCCGCGCGUCGCGGAGAGCGAGCGGGUCCACCAUUUUGUCGCGGCCAUUUUCGGAUCGAUCUCGAUCGCGAACCCCGGCGGCUGUUUGAUUUUUAAACCGUUGUUUCGCGGAAAGGAAACAACGACCGAAACCCGUAGAGGCUAUCUGCGUAGGCGUAAGCAACAAACACUUAUGUACCGAAAUAUCGCGGAGCAUUGUUCGCGAGGAGAACACGGGAGAGAGAGACUGAGAGCGAGAGCAGUGAGAAGAAAAUAGAAAAAAAGAGCGAGAAAGAAUGGCGAUCGAUGAAGGCGAAACGAAGAGAGGAAGACGCUCGAACGAGAAUCGAAGGGCCGGCGUUGAUCGAGAAAAGAUAAACGGAGCACAAUUUGAUCGUAGCAAUACUUUACAGAGGCUGUACGUGAUAUUUUUUAGUCCCGGGCAGGUAGUUCCUACCUUCGAUGUCAAACGUUGAUUACGGCA
Molecule: messenger RNA, 4741 nt
Organism: Nomia melanderi (Alkali bee)
Lineage: Eukaryota; Metazoa; Arthropoda; Insecta; Hymenoptera; Halictidae
Gene: Pits
Product: Protein interacting with Ttk69 and Sin3A
Biological process (GO): regulation of transcription by RNA polymerase II
Cellular component (GO): nucleus
Molecular function (GO): transcription corepressor activity
Source: RefSeq, a predicted model, not a curated record